Molecule: messenger RNA, 5046 nt
Organism: Folsomia candida
Lineage: Eukaryota; Metazoa; Arthropoda; Collembola; Entomobryomorpha; Isotomidae
Gene: Hr39
Product: nuclear hormone receptor FTZ-F1 beta
Exons: 19
Coding region: 2463-4874 (803 amino acids)
Biological process (GO): regulation of transcription by RNA polymerase II; hormone-mediated signaling pathway; tissue development
Cellular component (GO): RNA polymerase II transcription regulator complex
Molecular function (GO): RNA polymerase II cis-regulatory region sequence-specific DNA binding; zinc ion binding; nuclear receptor activity
Source: RefSeq, a predicted model, not a curated record
UGAGCAGAUUACUAAUGUGUCCUUGGUUUGUUUUAAGAAUGGAGACAAUCAUGCUUUACUGCAGUGAUCAUCACAAGGAUUGUUUAGAAGUGUCUGAGAAAGAGGAAUAAUAGACACAUUACGUUCACAUACAUUACAAACCUCCUGUGGAAGUCAGGUUUUGUCCUCACUCAUCAUCGCAUUCCAAAGAAAGUCAAAGUUACGAAAAGGAGGUAAAUAAGUGUACAAUUAUCAUCCGAAAGGGCCUUGGAGAGCCAACAAGAGCAUUCAUUCGGUGGGAACAAUAACAUUUAGUUAUAGGCAACAAAUAGAUGCAGACCACAACACCAAAGUCCAUGGUGCUGUGUGUUUCCUCUUGUGACGUCGUUUUUUGUGGUUAACAAGAGUUUAGCCUUGCCAAUGCCAUAAGAAAGGGUGGUUCCAUUUGCUGCUCUGCACAUCCAUGAUCCACACCACCACCGACGGAUUCGAACCUUCAACUUGAACGUGAAAUACACAGAGAGAUAGAAAAGAGAGAAAGGGUUGAUGAUACCACGGCGAUGAUGAGAGCACGGCACGCUAAAACCCUGCUGCACUUGGCUUGCGACGAGUUACCGACUGUUUGUAAAGGGAGAAAUUAUAACAAAAGUCCUUAUAAAGCAGCAGCUAGGAGCAGAUUCAUGCUGGCACAUAUCGGAUAUAUGCACAUUCAGGUUACGUGUAUUUAGAAGCAUCGGGAUUUUAUAACCAAACCACUCACUUCUCUCUCUCUCUGUUACCAAAUCCAAGUUCAACCGACUUGUCUCGUGUGUAGUAGUAUUCCUUUAAUGAUGAGAGAAUCCUAUCCCCACAGUUUUGAUCCUCACACUUGCCUGCUUCGCCGUGCUUUCAUUUGUUAUAUCACAUUAUUCAAUAACCAACACAACAUAACAUCCAGCAAACUAAUGCAAAGUUUUUAUUCGACUUUGAGAUGAGAGGAGUGUGUGCUGCUUUGAUAUCAUCAUAGACUGUUUGUAAUAAGACUUUUCUUCACUACCAUCAUCAUUAUUUUACCGACCGACCGACUACAAUUAACAUUACAAUGUCAUUUAACACCACCAGCAACACACUCCGAUUCUUUCAAAAUUCGGCUUUUACCCUCCACCGGACUAUUACGUAUGGAUAACCGCAAAUCAGUGUGCAAGUGGAGUGCAAGUACUAGUUAUUCGUUCUUUUAUAAUGUAGUUGGCUAACCAAAAACUUUUUAAUGCUGUAAAAAAAGCCCAACUUUAACAUGUACUCGGAACAAGUUUUAAUAAAACAAACCAAAUACGACUAAAAUCUCAUUACAUUAAAGAAACUGACGAAAUGACUUCAAAUCUGAAGGAGAAGUCAACCAAAAUUAUAUUACCAAAGUUGUCUACCGUGUUACUCAUUCGCAUCUUCUCAUCCAAAAAUUCAUCCAUCAAAAUGAAAGUGAUGUGACUGGAAUCAUACUUUGGAAAUAAAAUGUAUCAGAAAUUAGCAUACAAUUACACAUCAAAGUAAGCGUGCCAGAGUGGAUUACUUAUUGUCAUUUUUAACCAGUGCCAUUGUACAAGUUGACGAAAAAUUAAGGAGAGUGUAGCGAGUAUCCUUGAAUAACCUUGACCGUGACCUUCCGAUUUCUCGCAACGUGAGCAUACAGGAGUUUACAGCAUACAUGCAGCAACAACACUUACCAAAGUACAAAGUAAAUGUGAAGAGAGGUGAUCACCACGUCAAUGAUAACGGAGACAUAGAAGAGUUAAUCCUUUAAGAAAUUAAUACAAGAGAAAGUACAACCGAUGCAACAGAAUUAUAAGCUUGGUCAACGCAACUAUAAACCUCUAUAUAAUCGAUGCAGUGCAAUUGGAAAUAUCAAUAUCCACUCUCAACAAACGUCUCUAUUUAACUCCAAUUUUACCGACAAUUUAAGAUUAAUGGAGUAAUUAAGAAAACAAACACUUGAAUAUAAAUGGAACACUGCAUUAUUCAGUCGAAUAGUGCAAUCGCUAUUUGAGAAAUGAAUUGCUGAGAAUUAAAAAAAUCUCGUGCAAACUUUCUGUGAUGUUUUGUGGAGGCUAUUAAAUUAAUAAAUACAUAAUAGUAAUAACUUGAGUAUACAUAUAGUUUACGCAUAAAAUAUUCAGUGUGAUACACGAGUAAAAGAUCUGUGACAAAUUGAGAAGUAUAUUAAUUCGCCAAGUGAUGUGAUUCUACAUAAUACUGGUGAUAAAUUAUAUACUGCAAAACUUGAUGAACAAGCAAUGGUUAUUUAUUACUGACUAAUUUCUUUUAAACAAGUAAUUACAAAUCUCUGGAAAUGGUCUGCACUACUGUGAACGUUGUUAUUAUGACUUAAUUCUUCUUACUGCAACGCAUUUGUUGACAUUUCGCAUUUGUUUGCAUGAUUCAUUCAUGUGAUGUGAUCUACAAAGAGUUUGGACGAACAGUGCACACGAGCAGCAGGGGCAACUCGAAGGAUGGAAGAGAGCAUUGAAGCCGAGUGUGACGAGGAGAUUGCGAGGAUAUCGUCACAAGGAGAGGGAGGUGACCAGGGCGAUAGUGCUCACGGGGUGGGUGGGAGACAUGACCCUCCUCGACCCAUGUCCUGGGAUGGCGAACUCUCCGACAACGAUGAUGCCAUCAUUAUUGAAGAGGACGUGGAUACCGCGCACAUAGACGACGACGACGACGACGAAGAUAACGACGUGGAGUUUUCCUCUCCGAAACCCUCAAGUGCCUUGGACUCGACCUCCUCCUCUACUACAACUAGUAGUAAUAACGUUAAUAAUAACAAUAGCAAUUGUCCUUAUUCCGGGUCAGAAGAGCCGACGACAUUGUCCUCGAAUAAUGCCAAUACUCCUCCCAACACUUCUCCACCACCAUCUCAAUAUCAAAAUCAUAACAAUAACCACUCUGACGACUCUUCUCGACUUUCUCCUCCUCCUCAUCCACAUCCUCCUGCAAAGUCAUCCUUGUUGUUGUGCCCUUCUUCAGACCAACAUAAUGCCAACAAUUCUGGAGUCGGAGGAGUGGUGCAUGUAGCCAAAAACAAUGUCAAACCAUGUCCCCACGGCUUAAAUUCAUCCGAAGACAACAGUCCUUGUGCCCCACCGCUUCCGGCGUCUUUACCUCCGAAUAAGUGUACGAAUAAUAUUAGUAAUGGUACAACUACAAACUCUGUGAAUGGAAACACACAUGUUCAUGGUUUGACGUCCUCAGUUCUGUGUGAACAUAAUAGUGCUCCAAACAACAACAAUGCUUUAAUUACCAACAAUAACAACAACUUACAACAUAGAGCUGGAAACCAAAGCCAAGUUCAUCAGCACCACCAGCAACAGCACGGUCACCACCACCCACACUCUCUCAACAAUGCAGUGAACCAUUCAUUGAAUGGGUUGAACGGAUUGGGAACUGGAAACAGUAAUUCCAGUAGUGCUAUAAACGGCAGUAGUGGAUUUGUGCAAAAUAACUCGUCGUUCAAUUGUCCACAAACUAAUCUGGGCAGUUGUCAACCUGCAACAAUGAUCUUACAGCAGCAUUCGCAACCACCGAUGAAUCUUUCCUUCCCGAAAAUCCCUCCGUCCCCGGACUCUGCCUUGGGAGGCUGGUCAACCCCGUCGUCUAAUUUAUCUCGCCAUAACUCAGACGCUUCACAGCGAAGCUUUUCUUCCUCAUCAAACAACACAACCCCACCUUGCAUAGAGAAUUAUUCGCCGUCCAACUCCCCACUACUGUCUCAUAAUCGUGUAGUUAAUAAAGUGGAGGAUUUUGAUGGUGAUCAACAGGAUUCUGUGCUGUUGUCCUCAAAUCUCACAUCUCAAGGGAUUUCUAGGUCGCAACUAAUCAACAGUCCAUGUCCCAUUUGUGGAGAUAGAAUCUCAGGAUUCCAUUAUGGGAUCUUCUCCUGUGAAUCUUGUAAGGGUUUCUUCAAGAGAACCGUACAGAACAGGAAAAAUUACGUGUGCCUUAGAGGAGCUUCGUGCCAUGUAACCAUCGCUACCAGGAAAAAAUGCCCUGCAUGUCGUUUUGACAAAUGCUUGAAGCAGGGAAUGAGAUUAGAAGCAAUUCGAGAAGACAGAACCAGAGGCGGUAGAAGCACAUACGCUUGCAGUUACACCCUUCCUCCAACCUCAGCCACGCCUUCCCUUUCCGAAAAUGUACAACAAAAUGCACCAACAUGGGAAAUCCCAGAUCUUCUCAAGGAAAUUGUGGAGUGCGAGUCAUUAUGGCACUUAUCCGCUGAUGGUGAUCAGGAGAGCGACUUGACAAAAGCAUCUCCUCAUCAUCAUGGACCCAACGCCAACAAUGCAGAUUACUUACAGGAAUUAUGUGCUGCUGCUGAUCGGAGGCUAUAUCGACUGGUGAAAUGGUGCAAAUCUCUUCCCCUCUUCAAGAACAUUCAAGUGGAUGAUCAAACCAAACUGCUCUUAAACUCUUGGUGUGAGCUGCUUCUCUUCUCAUGUUGCUAUCGAUCAAUCCCCAUGCCGGCUGGAAGUAUUCGAAUUAAUGAAAGACUAAGUCUCAAAGAAAAUGAUGCUCAUGGAAAUCAAUGCAUAACGCGAAUGAUUCAUUUCACGGAAAACUUACGACGACUCCGCCUUGACACGGUAGAAUACGCAGCACUUAAAGUCAUCAUCCUCAUGUCAUCCGAGGUUGAUGAAUUGCACGAGGGAGACCGUGUUCGAGAAUCUCAGGAGCGACUAUUGCAAUGUCUCCAAGCAUACACACUGGCACGUUGUCCAGAGUCUCCGUCCAAAUUUGGAGAGUUGCUUUUGAAAAUUCCUGAAUUACAACGAAUCUGCCAAGUUGGGAAAGAAAUGCUCACAGCUAAGACGGAAGGAUCGAAUGGUUUCAACUUGCUGUUCGAAUUACUUAGAGGCGACCAUUAAUUUAGAAACUAUUUAUAUUCAAUUUUUUAAUCAGCUCUGAUGAUGAGCUCACAUGUAUUUAUCACUUGUUUGUUAUUUGUUGUUUUUACUGAAAUUUCAUGGUGCACAAACUCCCAGUGCAUAAUUUUAACAAGGAAACAAAAUAAAAUUUUAACAAUGUUUGAAAUGAUUA